Molecule: messenger RNA, 5180 nt
Organism: Colossoma macropomum (tambaqui)
Lineage: Eukaryota; Metazoa; Chordata; Actinopteri; Characiformes; Serrasalmidae
Gene: tmem168b
Product: transmembrane protein 168b
Source: RefSeq, a predicted model, not a curated record
GGGUUGCCGUAGCUAUUUACAGCUCCGGGAUAAAUGGUGAAGUAAAGUUUUGGAAGUAGUGGAGUUGCUGGUGGUGAAUUCGUCGCUCCUUCAUAGGAAACACUCGCUCGUGUACUCGAUGAUUUCCAUUUUGAAGUAUGACCCUGCUGUCGAUGUCUGCCCGAGCCCAGAUGGACGCGAGUUUCCUGUCAAUUCUCUCCAAUUUCAGCACCAGCGAGGGAAAGGCUAAUGCUAACGCUAGUUAGCGACUAAUGCCGGCAGCGGACUAACAUCGCUUUAGCCGAGGACAUUAACUACUUUUAUUUCUUACUUUGGUCUAAAAGCUUCCCGGAGUUUGUAUUCGCAUACUUAUUGACGGAGAACGAAACAGUUUGAGCGGUUUCGACACUUUUAAAGACUGUUAGAAGCUAACUACAGUUAGCAAAUGCUAGCAACUUCCCUGAGUGGCUAGCAGGAAAACAAACUCGUAGUCGUAUUAUUGCAUUCUUUUCACGCUUUUCACCUGCAGAGCUGAGGAUGGCUUGACAAAUUCUUCUGAAAUGAGUUUAUGCCGCAGUUACGAUGUCACUAAAGUAGACACGAAGUGCUCUGACUUAAGUAAACUUCAGUGUGAAGCAGUUAAGUGUGGUUAAGUGCAGUUAUGUGCAGGCUACUUCGUUACUGUGUGAGCCAUUCGCUGUAUGCAGCGAUGACCAGACUAGAGGAUGUCAAUAGAGGAGUGAGUCUGUGGAUGUCCAUUCGCUAUCUGGGCUACUUGUCCACUCUUAACUUACUUGUGGCCGUAUGCCUGGGCCUGUAUGUGCGCUGGGAGAGGACUGCACAGCCUGUGCUGCUGGUCAUUUUCAUUCUGGGCCUGUUUGUCUUGGGCAUGGCCAGCAUCUUCUACUACUACUUCAGCAUGGAGCGGGUCAGUCUCUGUCUCUUCCAUCUGUGGUUGGGUUUCCUGCUGGGCUUGCUGUGUUUUCUCAACGGCUCUUCCCUAGACAUGGAUUUAAAGGAGCAGAUCACCUGCUACAUGCUGGUGGCCAGUGUGGUGAUCAGGACGUUGUGGGCUUUGGUGGAGCGAGUAUGUGGCUGCACCAGGCACCGACCUGCUCUGCUGAAGUCUGCUGGCUUGGAGCUUACAGGCUUUGCAGUGGCCAGUACCACCCAAGUGGCCCAGGACUCCAUGAGCCUGGCUGUGCUGGCGCUGGCCGUCGCUACACUAGUCACAGACUUGCGAAUGAAGUCCUACCUGGCUCUUCCCAACCUGAUUUGCUUCUCUGUGGUCACUGCAGUCUUCUUUUUUAAGUCUUUAGGGGUAACCACGAACCCCUACGCUUUGGCCUGCUUCCUUAGCCGGCUGGUCUGCGAGCCCCUCCUGGACAUCUAUUUCAGUGGUCUCUCUGUGACUGAGCGCUGGUCACCCUUUCUGAGGAGAGGAGGGCUGUGGAGGCGCCUCACUCUCCUGCCCCUUCUGGCCAUCGAAAUAACCUUUCUGGUCCUGUCCGCUUUUAAGAUGGGCAAUUUGGACCAGUGGUAUAUUGUGAUCCCCAGUUUUUCAGCCUCCAGCAUUUUCUGGAUCAUCUGCCACGUGGUGUUCCUGGUCACUCUGUGGGGUUUUCACAGCAAGCUGAGCGACUGCCAGAGAGCGUGUGUGGUUCAGAGGGCAGAGCUGGGAGCUCUGGACAGGGUGAUGGCCUCCAGGGGUAUGCGCCACUUCUGCCUCAUCUCAAAACGCCUGGUGUUCCUCAGCCUCGUUUCUACAGUCAUACUUGGAGCACUAUCAUGGCAGCCAUCCAACAGUCUGUUCGUUAGUGUGUUUCUGCUGGUCCUGCCUUUGGAGUCACUUGCUCAUGGGCUUUUCUACGAAUUGGGAAACUGCCUUGGAGGUACAUCUGUUGGCUAUGCAGUGGUCAUUCCUACCAACUACUGCAGUCCGGAUGGUCAGCCCACCCUGCUGCCUCCAGAUCAGGUGCAGGAGUUGAACCUGCGCUCCACAGGCAUGCUGAACAGUGUGCAGCGCUUCUUCUCCCACCACAUGAUUGAGACACACGGCUGUGAUUACUCCACCAGCGGACUGAUGCUGAGCACAAUACAGGCCAAACUCUGCUCUUUCCUAGAGGCCCACACAGCUGACGGCCCACGCUUUGACACCUAUGUGCUCUUCUACAGCGGCCACACACACCGCACUGGAGAGUGGGCACUGGCAGGUGGGGAGGUGCUGCGUCUAAACGAGAUCAUGCAGCUCUGGAGAGAGAAGAACGCCGGCUACUGCUCUCGCCUCGUUCUAAUUCUGGACACUGAGAAUUCCCUCCCCUGGGUGAAGGAGGUGCGGAGGGUGAAGGACGUGUAUGUAGCCGUACAGGGGGCUACAUUAUCCAACUCAACGGACCUGGAGAUCCAGGAUGCCCCUCAGCUUGGAGAUUUCACCUUCCAGUGGGUCGACUUCAACUGCAACCCCGACAGCUGUGUUCGCUGGGCCGAGCGAGGGCGAACUGUCAUGGCAACGUACGGCCUCUCGAGACACUGGGGCGAUUACAGGCUGCACUUGCCUACAGGAAAUGAUGUGGCUAAGCACUGGAAGAUGUAUUUCCCCCGUUUGACGUACCCCGUGGUUCAGCUGGUCCACUGGUGCAGUGCUCUGAACCUGUUCUGGCUCUGUGGCAUCUGUCUGCACUUUUUGCGAAGGGUCAAACUCAACUGGUUCCCUCCAGCAGUGCUCGACACUGGCCAGGGCUUCAAAUUGGUCAGGUCAUAGAAAUGGACAAUGUGGUGUCACUGAAAAGUGUCAGAGCGCAGCAGAUUUUAGCACUUGUUGUAUCGUUGCUGUCGUACCAAAGUCUCGUAACCCUACUUUUUUGGGGUUUUUUUUUUUAAAAAAAAGCCACCUGUUCUUUAUAUUGAGUAAACAUUUGUUGGAGCAAUAAAAAUGGUCUAGAAUUACUUUAACAAAAACAAUGUUAAUGUACAUUAAAACUAACAUUUUUCCUCCUAUAAAGUUACUAUAUUGAGGAUAUGAGAUUUUGUUAUGACAGCGAUGAAAAUUUGUCUGAUGACCCUCAGCAAUGGCAGCUCUUGGUAUCAGUGACCAUGGCACCAUGAUUGUGUUUAAUCUCAGGAGUGUAAGGAACCCGUGUGUCAGUUUGUUUGGGUGCGUUUGUGACCGAAAUGAUCUAAAAAUAAUAAUGAAUGAAUCAGUAAAUUGUUAUACAGGCCAAUGGUCACUGUCACAAAGGAAAUUGUGUCUUCUAAGGCAAAAUCACCAGCACUUGAGCAAGGGACGCUAACAGGUUACUAUGGGCCACACCAAAAGCAACCGUUUCAUAUUUUUUUGACUAAUCUUGCUGUUACACAGCUCGCAACUACUGCUAUUGUUUCUUUUUAACAGUUCAUAACCAUUUUUAACACUUUUUCAGGGAUAGGGUUUAGACAUUGAAGUGUUCAUUAACACUUGUUUGGUUAUAGGUCACUGUGAUUUAGGGCUGGCCUGAAUAAUUUUAAAUACUUGAGUAUUUAUUUGUUACAUUGGUAGUCAUUUCUCUGUUUAGCUUAAGCACAUUUCAUCAGAAGAACAAUGCUCAGUUCAAGAUUUGAGACAAGACACAGGCAUGACAAGUUUGGUGAGAAUCUCAUAUAUGUAUAGUGAUCCUUAUCUAUGUACCACCAUGCAUCCAAUCCACACUUCCUCCGACUCAGCUUCGUCACUUAACUGCUUCAGACAAGAAUAUCAUCUCGUUUUUCUCCUUUUCUGUUCUAUUCAAAUGAUUUUAUAGUGGGGGUAAACUUGAAAACACAAACAGCAAAUAUGUUUGUGACAAAAUCACAAUCAAUCAAGUUUUUAGGGCUGGAUCAGAGAAGCAUCCUCCACACACAGAUAGUUUAGGGCAGGUAUUGCUCUCCAACUAGCACACCAAUGAGAUCAUCACAUUUUAGUGUAUUAUUUUCAAUAUAGAAGAGAAUGCUGUAAAAGAAAAUGGUAGCGUGUGAUUUGACUGGAUCUCAUGUACAAAUGGGAGAAACUCUGGCUUGUAUUUUUGUAUCUGUUCCUUAAGAGAGACGACUAAAAACACUUCAGAUAUCGUUUUGAAGAGUCAUUUUGAGAACAAAGACUUGUUUGGAAGUAUCAGUGAGCAUUUCAAGCCUGUAAAACACUGUUCAGGCCAGCCCUAAUGUGAAUCAGCCUGCAUCGUCGCUUCCAUACAGUAUGACACUCAGCUGUUCACGGUUUACUAUUUUCCCUCAUUUGAAACAAACUAUGGCUUUAAAGUAGAUCGUAUAUAUGAAGCAUGAGUCACUUCAGGUUAUAGGCCACAGGGGUCCUGAAUUCAGAUCAGUUUUUUAGUAAAUGUUGAUAUUUAUAUUGAACUAUUUUGGUGAUGAUUUGUUUAUUAUACUACAUAGUAUUUUGCCCUUUGUAAAUUUUGAUAUUUAUGCUUUACCUCACCAGCAGAGUCCAGCUUUAAAUGUAAUGUAGUAAUACUGUGCUUUUGUAUUGACAGUGCAGCACGACCAAACCGAGGUAAUGUUAACCAAUGUUUUUUUUUUCCAUUUGUUAAUCAGUACAUAUCCUAAAUCAGGGCUGUCCAAUCUUGUCCACAAAGGGUCGAUGUGGCUGCAGGUUUUUAUUCCAACAAUGCAGGAGCUCACGUUAUCAAUCGCUGAAGACGGAGACUAAUUGAUUAAUCAGGUGAGCUCCAGCUUGUUUGGCAUGAAAACCCGCAGCCACACCGGCCCUUUGCGGAUAAGAUUGGACACCCCUGUCCUAAAUACUUUGCACUAGAUUGACUGAUAUGAUCUGUUAGAUUGCCAGCUUUGCUGAAGUACAAGUACAGUUUUCCAGGUUUUCUGCUUCAAUAUCGCUGUUCAGGAAGGUUCUCUGUAGAAAAUCCUGUCUAGUCCUGAACUACACUUCUGAUCAGUGUGCAAAAAACGGACAUGUAUGUUAAUCAGUACAAUAAUUACCCCCUCCCCUCCAAAAAGUGCCUUGUAGCUUCACUGAGAGGCCUUAUUGUCUGAAAAUGAUUGGUGUUGAGGUGUGUGAGGCUGGUUUAAACUGUUGGCUGACAUUAACAGGGCACAGUCAUAUGCAAGCCAUGUGAACUGUAGUGGGUACUGUGGUGUUUACAGUUUACUCACAUGCAUGAAAACUUUACUGAGAAUAGUUUUCCCAGAAUAAAAGAACACUCCUUUCUCUGCAA